CAGGACUGCUUCAAGUUCUAUGCUUCUCCAUAUCCCUGUACUCUUCACUUCUCUGGUAUUGUAUAGUUUAUCUAGGGUUGAUGGCAUUUCUUUUAGGUACACCGUUUAACUUCCUCUUGUUGUAAUCCGUGAUUUUCUUCCAAAUUGUAAGGUCAUAAGGGGAAGUGUUUGCUAAUUGUGCAGUGUUCAUUACCAUUCAUGACUUUAACAACAAAUCAAGCAAUGCGUGCAGCAGGACCUGGACAAUGUUCAGACAUGGUCAAAUGAUGCCCAUGCCUCAAAAAAAUAUGUAAUCGAUGAAUCUGCCCAAAAGAGGGAAUCUAACCACUUACUCUUGACAUUGGUGUCACUACAGUCCAUAUUUUGGGGUCACCAAUGACCACAAAUUCAGCAGGACCGGCCACAUAAAUGGCAUGACUUCAAGAGCAGGUCAGACUGGGUAUCCUGCAAUGCGUGACUCCUCUGUCGCUUGAAGGCUUCUCUUACCACCUGCAGUACACGAGUCAGGAGCCUGAUGGAAUGCAGCUCGGGCAACUGUUUGGAAGCUUCAAACUAUCUGGGACACAGCAAACUGUUUGAUUGGGAUCCCAUCAAUCACCGUGUGCCACCAGUGUAUAGUGGUUGCUUUGUUCUCGGAAUUUGACUUUGGAAUACAGUUAGCUGCAUGUCACACACUGAUCUCAAGUGGAAAGAUGCUCAUAGAAGUUUCCUUCGUCACUGUGUCCGACUCUUGGAACUCUGUCCAAUAAAACUGUUGGGAGUACCUUUACUGGAUGGUUGGAAAUAAAUCAAGAAGGUUGCUUCCUGUCAUCUUCUCCAGAGCAAAUGAGCAAUAAGUGUGUGCUCUGCUGAUGCAACUCAGAUCCAAAAAAAGGAAAUAAAACACUCUCCCUCCAUUACUCACUUGGGCCAUUGGCUCCCAGUGGAGCGUAGGCCUUCGAUGACCUCCGGACUCCAUUGUCCACUGAAGUCGAUUCUAUGGCUAGAGUGCAUCUGUAAUCUACUGUACAGGGGGGUUGUCCUACACAGCUUCAGCAGAGCCCUGUUGGCCGGCCUUACCUGUUUACACCCUUCAUGAUGGAGAUUUAGAGUUGGACUUGGAGAGGUUCUUCCUCCUUUAUUUGCCUUAAUAUUUCAUGGGCCAAAUUGGCCUCUCUCUUUGGCAUGGAUCAAGCUACCACAGGUCAAGGAAAUGACUCCUUCCAGUACACAGCCCCCAAGCAGCCGAAGAAAGGGGCACAAGCUCCAGGUAGCAAAAUUGGAUUAGAGAAGUCAGGAGUAAGUUCGCAAAAACCGCCAACUGCUGGUGGCCCUCCGGCUGUGUUGUUUGCAACUGCUGUGCAUGCGUACCAAUACCUAAAUGGUCAGUAUGUGAAGCAAGGGAAGCUGGGGGCAGCAAUUCUUGGAAACCAUGCUUCAGGAGAGUACAAGAUUCUGCUAUACGCUAGUCAACAGAAGAAGAUUGCCAUUGCUCGCAUCACUUCAACGUUUACUUUUACUGUUCAAGCCAAUAAUUACUGCAUGUUUUAUGAUGAUCAGAGGCAGAACUGGUCAAUCAUGUUUGAAUCCGAGAAGGCUGUGGUGGAAUUCAGCAAACAGUUGUGCAUGGCCAAAUGCAACUCCACCUCAUCACUGGAAUCUGUGCUGAUCCAGGAUCUGAUCCCUGGUGAUGGACAAGCUGUCGAAACAGGUGACUCUCUGGAAGUGUCAUACACGGGUUGGCUUUACCAGAACAACACAUUUGGACAGGUGUUUGAUACGAAUGUCAACAAAGACAAAUUACUGCGAUUGAAGCUAGGAUCAGGGAAAGUGAUCAAGGGUUGGGAAAUUGGAAUGCUGGGAAUGAAGAAAAAUACAAAGAGGCUAUUGAUUAUCCCUCCGAGUCAGGCGUAUGGAUCACAAGGCAUGCCAAACAAGGUUCCACCUGAUGCCACACUAGUCUUUGAGGUGGAGGUUAAACGGGUAAAAUUUGCAAAGGAAUCAGGAAUCGACAAGCAGAGUAUUAGUUCUCGUGAUUCAGUUGCAUCGUCACCAGCUCCCAGUGUUGAAAACUUGGCAAUGGAAAGUGCAAUCCCAGUACCAGUGUCCAUACCUCCAAAACCUGGGGAGCAAAAUGUGCGGGCAAAGUCCAAUUCAUUAAGCGACAUGCUUUCAAAUCCUGAUACUACUAAAGCCAAACUAAUUUCUCGAAUGGCAAAAAUGGGACAACCAAUGCCUUUUCUUGCGGGGGCUCUUUCUGCACAACCUGAUUCCAGUGACUCUGAACUUGAGGAUCAUUCUUCAAAGGUAGCUCCACUUGCUGCCUCAUCAUCAGUUCAGCAUACCGCAGCUCCUGUUCACAGUCUACCUCCACAGCAUCCAGCACCGGUGCCAGUUUCCAUGCUUCCGACGUCUUCAGCACUAAUGCCAGUUGCUUUGCCUGCACAGCAGGAACUGGCUGGCAGUGGCCAGUCCUUCCAGCCAUACACAGGAAUGCCCUAUGGUUACACACAAGGCCAUGGAUCGCAGACGCAGAUUCAGCCAAUUGGACCGAUGUACCCAGCUCAAACACCACAGUAUCAGGCUAGUGGAGAUGUCACUUCUUUCAUGAUGACUGAGGCACGUCAGCAUAACACUGAGAUUCGAAUGGCUAUCAGCAAGGCCUCAGAUAAAAUUGACCAGCUUGCACUUAAGAUGGAAGACUUACAGAAACACAUGACUGGCCCUGCAAUCCCAGGCAUUUCAUCAUUCACCAUGGAAACAAGCAUGAUAAUGCAUAAUAUCCAGAGGAUUAUACAAGAAAAUGAAAGACUGAAGCAGGAAGUGUUUGAUAAAAGCAAUCGUAUUGAAGAACAGAAUGGAAAGAUCAGUGAUUUGAUCCAGAGAAACCAAAGAUAUGUAGAGCAGAGUAAUUUGCUGAUGGAACAGAGGAAUGACUCUCUAAUUUCCUCAACUGAGAAUAGCCAAGCCCGCAUCCUGCUUGUGGAGCAAGAGAAGGUGAAGGUGACAGAGGAACUAGCAGCAGCCACUAGCCAGGUUGCAAAGCUACAGCUGGAGCUCACGGCCCACCAGAAAAAGGAGAUGGAGCUGCGCAAUCAGCUGGCCUCAGUGCAGCAGAAAGCAGAGGGACAGGGGCAGCGGCUCAACAAUGUGGAAGCCCAGUUAACAGAACUGCAGGAGGCAUCGGAACGUGCUCAGAACAAGUGCAAAGCAGAGAAACAAAGCCGUAAACAGUUGGAAGUGAAGGUUGCCAGCAUGGAGGAGGAACUUCUGGACCUUCGAGCUGAGAAGGAUAAUCUGGAAAAGAAUUUAGCAGAGAGGAAGAAAAAGGCAAUAACAGAUCGGCAGCGAGCUGAGAAAGAGAUGGAUGAAAUCCGGAAAUCGUAUGACGAGGAACUGGAAAAUGUACGAUCAUUGCUGAGGAAGACCCGGACAUCAACUGACCAGGCUGCAGCAGAGCAGAUUUCAGUGAUGCAUGCAGAGCUGGAAUCGCAGAGGCAAGCCAAGUGCGACCGGAUGCUUGCGUCAGCCAAGGAGCAGCACGACCAGCAGUACCGAGAAAUCUGUGAACAGCGGGAUUCCCAGCAACUUAAGAUUUCACAGCUGGAGGCAAAGGUAGCAUCAUGGAAGGAGUCUCGUGUUGCAGAGGAAGCGAAGCUCUUGUCUCUCCAGGAACAGGCUGACGAGCUACAGGCCCUGAAGGAGCGGUACUCGUUGUUGGAGAGCAGAUCUGUGGCAAUGAAGGAACAGUGUGAAGAGCGCAUUCAGGAGCUUCAACGGCAAACCCCUGUGGCGAGUGAAGCACGACAUACAGGCAACAUCCAGGAGGAGGUGAAGAAAAUCAUGAAUGGUGUGUUUCAGUCAGUGCGAAGAGAGUUUGAUCUUGAAGAAAUGUACAGUGGAAGAUCAGUUCUUGGCAUCAUCAUGAACACUAUCAAGGCUGUUACCCUCGAGCUCUUGGUCCAAUACCAACCCCAGACAAGAAGCGACAAUGAGGAUGAAGAAUCUGAGAGCGAAACUGAAGAGAAGGCGGAGUCUGCAGUCGAGAACCAAAAUGUUAACGUAGAUACCAGGAUUUCUGAAAGAGAGAGUGGAGCAAUGCAUGAAGAAGGUCCCACAGCAGCAGAAACGGAUCAAUUAAAUGAGGUGACUUUAUCAUCUAGCCACCAUCCUGGGACUGUCGAGUGUGAGGAAGAUCAAGCUGAAGCCCAGGAUUUGAAAGCCUCAGAGUUGGAGGAGCCAAAGAUACCUCUAACCCAUGCUCCAAAUAUUCCAACUCUUCCACAGAUUCCCUCUACAGGAGAGGAUCUGGUGAACGACACAAGGCACUUGGAGAAAUCGAUGGGCGAAGGUGGUGGGGUAGAAGUGUUAACACCUUUACCUGACCCAGAAGAUCUCCCUGACAGCAAAAUAUCUCACCAAGAUGCCAUGGUCAAAGAGUGUGAAAGGACACCAGAGAAGAAAUGUGAUCUGGUGGGUGAAGUGCAGGAUGGUGAACUGGGGAGGGAUUCUCUUCCAGUCAAGUCAACAGCUGGCGAAAGACAGGAAGAGAAAUCUCAGGCACACGACAAUACCAUCUCUGAAACUCGGAAAGUAGUUCAGCCUUUGGAGACCCUCCCAGCAGUUAAUGGGAACAAAGGGAGCCCUGAAAUCCCAAAAGGUUCGGCAUUUCAACCAAGCCAGGCUUCCUCGGAGCAUGAUGCCUUGCAUGUAACAGAACAUGGCUCCAGUACUGUGAAAGCAGGCCCAGAAGCUAAAUCUGUCUCCUCGGCAAACUCUUCCAGCCUUUUCAGUGACGACGACGAUGAGGGCUUGUUUAACUCGGCAACUCCCAAACUGGGAAAGACAGCGAAACUCUUGGCCAGGAAGGAAGAAGAGGAGGAGGAUGAUGAGGAGGAAGUGAGUAUGAAGGGUCGGCCACCACCAGCACCACUGUUUGGGGAUGAUGAAGAUGAAGAUGACUUUGACUGGCUGGGAUGAGGUUGUGUUUGAUGAUGCAGUAGAGUUACUGCGGAGAGAAGUGGUUUGAAAGGACGUCAAGGUGAAUCCAACACCUUUCUGGAAAACAUUGCUUCUACAGUGCUUAAUCUGAUGGAACUUCACAUUCCAAGAGUCUUCAUUUUUUGUAACCUGCUGAUCACAGCCUCCUGGUGCGAAGCUGUGUCCCUAGUCAGCACUGAAUGAACCUGUGGAUGAAAGUGCACUAACUCUGAUCAAAAUCGGUAGUGUUCCUGAACAUGACUUUAAUUUUAUUUCUAAUCCUUGUCAGAUCUCGGUCAAUUUUUAUCGCUGUGACAGUAUUGUUCUUGGGCAGCUUGAAUCCAACUAUCACUGUGUCUAUCAGUUAGCUUGUGAAUAUUUUCCCCUCCAUUUUCAUCAUGUCAAAUUGUUUGAGUGACACAUGAGAGGAACAGAACAUUGUCCUUGUCCUGUGUGUUGGGUAGAAUUCAGCAUUCAUUCACAAUAAAAUGAUCCCUGUGCCUUAACCUUAGUCACUUGGCCCAGCUCUUCCAUUUUCACGACUGUCCCUUGCAUGCACAGGGUUUCCAUUUGGAAGCCUUCAUUCUCAGAAGACAAUGUUAAAGCCCUCUUUCCAUUAACAGGUUGCUUUCCAUUUAAAAUUAACUGGUUAGCAGCUCCAUAAAAGGAGCACAGCCAUGGUUACAUUAAGAAGGAUGCUUCAAUGUGUUUGUGACGGGAAGACAUUGUUUGCCUAAAAUCAUUUGUUUUGAGGCCUUGCUGCUCAAGAGAAAAGGUUUUCAGUUCUGUCACAACUGCACCAACUGAAAUGGCUUGAACUAUGUUUUCUCCUUCUCCCGGUAGUGUCAAUCCAGUUAGUUGGUUUGCUCUGUAAGAGGGCAGCUACACACUUGGCUAUCCAGUCUAGAGGAAAAGGUCUUCUACUGAUUCUGUUGUAUCCACUAGCUCCUUGGUGCCCAUUGUCACUUCUUCAGGCAGGAGCCUGACACCAGCAUAUUGAAGCCCACAAGUCAAACUAAAAUGGUUCUUCCUCUUUUCCUGCUGGUUUUAUGGAUACAAAACACUGCCGUAGUUAGGAGAUACAGUGGUUAGCAGGCUGGUGGAAAUUGUAUGCCUGAGAACUGAAUUCUAACCUUGAUCUUGGCAACUAAUGAGACCAAUUAAUAGUUGAUCUGUGGAUUUGGAUGAACAAGACAGGCCGCUGCUUCGGUCAGCUGAAGCACAUCCGUUGUUCUGCUUCUGUUCCCUGAUUCUCUUUCCCGUAGCCUCUUCUUACUUGAACUCUGGAUUUCUAUUUCCCCCUUGUCAUAGAGAACCUGCCAACGUGAUUAGUAUCUUUUGCAAGUACUGUAUAAUUAUGAACUCACUGGCUUAGAUUAUCUUGAGAAAUGUGAGUAUUUCCCUCCAUUAGUGCCAGGAAGCGGAAUGCACACGGUAUGAAUGCAAAGAUCCUGAACUUCCUAGUGGCUGGUUACUGAAAUUGACUGACCACACACCGGACUUGACGUAGGGUCCACAACAGAUCAUCAGCUUCCUGCGAUUUCCCAACAGGUCCAUCAACUCCACACACCAAUGGCUUUUAGCGGCAAGCUUCAAUUAACCUUACACUUUUUAAUUAAAAUAACAAACAAUGGAAAAUUAUUUAAUGGAAUGGAUCUGAUUUUAAAUUUGUUAAUUUUUAAUAUUUUGAACAAUAUUGAAUGUUAGAGACAUUUGAAAACGAUGACAUUCUUUGCCAGCUGAUAGUCCAUGCAGAUGGCUAUGAAGACAUGUUUGUGGAUGAGAUUUGAUUUUCCUUGCCUGGUGUUGCCAGAGCUUUGCUGGGUUGUUGGAUCUGACUUCACAGGCAGAGUUGUUGCUUGAAGAUCCUGGCAGUGCAGACUCAGUGUGGGAGUUGUGCUACCUCUGGGAAAUUCUGGAACGGUUUAUUAAAGUGGAGGCAAAUGCAGGCUCAAUUCAGAGUGAUGUGCAUUGACUUAAGUAUCUCAAAGGAUUCUGAAUCUUUUCCAUAUGCUUUCAUACAGAUGUGUUAAAACUAGUAAUGUGUAUAAAACUUGGCUCAUAUUUAAAUUGAUCUCUUCUUCAGUCAUUGUUUUUUUUCUCAAUUAUAAGUUUGGAGGUGACUGGCUGUCUUGUUCUUCAGGAAGGUACCACCUAAUUCUCUAGUUUAUCUGCAGAGGCAAUUUCCUGCCUGAUAUAAUCUAUUAUCAGUGUUAGAUACUGGGUUUGCUGAAAUAGCUCUGAAAACAGAAAUGGUAGAACAGGAAGAGGCUAUUUAGAUCCUUCCUCCAUCAUCCAGAAGAUUGAUCUUGUCCUGUAAUUUCCACCCACCAUCGCAUAGUGGUUAUGCUUUACAGUACUAGUGCCCCAGGUUUAAUUCCUCCUUCUGUCUGUAAAGAGUUUCUGCAUUCGCCCCAUGACCAUGUGGGUUUCCACCGGGUUCUCCAGUUUACUCCCACAGUCCAAAGACGUACUGGUUUAUAGGUUAAUUGGUCAUUGUAAAUUGUCCUGUAAUUAGGCUAUGGUUAAAUUGGGGAUUGCUGGGUGGUGUGGCUUGAAGGACCAGAAGGGCCUACUCCGCACUGUAUAUCAAUCAAUAAAUAAAUUCUCAUUACCUCGCAACUCUGACU
Mobula hypostoma (lesser devil ray) is the source of this 7589-nucleotide messenger RNA. RefSeq names its product FK506-binding protein 15-like. Gene Ontology annotation, molecular function: peptidyl-prolyl cis-trans isomerase activity. Bases 1165 to 4959 code for a protein of 1264 amino acids. NCBI's taxonomy places the organism in Eukaryota, Metazoa, Chordata, Chondrichthyes, Myliobatiformes, Myliobatidae. Gene Ontology annotation, cellular component: growth cone. The record is from RefSeq and is a predicted model, not a curated record. The transcript is spliced from 29 exons.